This is a messenger RNA of Quercus robur (English oak), 2904 nucleotides long. Its product is annotated as putative leucine-rich repeat receptor-like serine/threonine-protein kinase At2g19230. Gene Ontology annotation, biological process: protein phosphorylation. The transcript has 13 exons. Lineage: Eukaryota; Viridiplantae; Streptophyta; Magnoliopsida; Fagales; Fagaceae. Gene Ontology annotation, molecular function: ATP binding; protein kinase activity; protein binding. The record is from RefSeq and is a predicted model, not a curated record. Bases 51 to 2672 code for a protein of 873 amino acids.
AGAAUUUGGGCCUUAAAUAGUAUACAUCUUCCUUUUGAGUAGAGCAUAAUAUGCCAAUAAAGAUCAUCAUGGAUUACGCCCUAGAAUUAAUUUUCAUUCUGAAAGCAUGGUGUGUGGUUGUUUUGGUGAUUGGUAUUCUUGGCAAUUGGAAACUAGCUAAAGGAGACAAUGAGCAUGCUGGAAGAAAACUUGUUGAUCAUGUUCCAGGAUUCAUAAGCAUUGAUUGCGGGGCAACCAAAGAUUAUUUGGAUGAUGGCACUGGUAUAUCCUACAAGUCAGAUACAGGUUUUAUAGAUACUGGGACAAAUUUCAACAUAUCCCCCGAGAACUACGAUGCAGAUCAGUAUUAUGGGCGGCAAACAAGAAACCUGAGAAGCUUUCCACAUGGAAAAAAGAAUUGUUACACUUUGAAACCUGAACAAGGCAAAAAUAGUAAUUAUCUCAUUAAUUUUUUCUUCUAUUAUGGAAAUUAUGACAAGAAGAAUAAAAUUCCAAAGUUCGACUUGUAUGUCGGGGUUAAUUAUAUGACCACAAUACAAACGGAAAAGGUAGAUUCUACACAACUUUUCGAUGUGAUUCAUGUUCCCACCUCUGACAUCAUAUAUGUAUGUUUGGUAAACACUGGGACUGGAAUACCUUUUAUUUCUGCCUUGGAGUUACGUCCUUUGGACAAAUCCCUUUAUCCGUUCGACUUUGGAGCGUUAACAGAUAGCUGGCGAUUUGACCUGGGCACCACCACAGAUAAACAAGGGAAUUUUAUCAGGUACAAGAACGAUGUUUAUGACCGCAUGUGGUAUACUUUUAGUAAGCUCUCAAACUCAGUUCUGAUCAAUACCUCCUCAAAUUAUGUUUGCUUUCACUUUGCUGAAAUUGCAGAACUCACGCAAGGAAAGAAAAGAGAAUUCAUUAUUGAUGUGAAUGGGGGAAGCUAUACCUCAGACCCUAUAACUCUUGACUACUUAAAGCCAUUGUCCAUAUGUCUCAAUCAAAUAUUCGAAGGGGGGCAAUUUAAUUUUGUUAUUAGUGCAACAACAGGGUCUGACCUUCCUCCCAUCCUCAACGCGUUUGAGCUUUACAACGUAAUUCCUCAGUUUGAUCUACACAAACCAACCAACUCAAGAGAUGUUGCUGCUAUCAAGGACAUCAAACAAACAUUAAGGAUCUCUAGAGAAGACUGGCAAGCAGACCCAUGUGUCCCAAUUGAACUAACAUGGAGUGGUUUGACUUGCAAUUCAUCAGAUGAUACUCCAAUAAUAAUUUCACUGAAUUUGAGCUCCAGCAAACUGACAGGGGAGAUACCAUUUUCACUCUCUAACCUCACAGCGCUGCAGCACUUGGAUUUAUCAUACAAUGAAUUGACUGGGAGCGUACCAAAAUUUUUAGCACAAUUGCCAAAUUUGAAGACCCUUAAUUUAAGUGGAAACCAGCUCAAUGGUUCAAUUCCAGAGGAUCUUAUACAAAAGUCUAGGGAUGGAUCAUUGGUCUUCAGUUUUGGCGAAAAGCCAGAUCUUUGUCUCUCAGUUCCAUGUACGAAGGAGAAGAAGAAACCGAAAAGGGAGCUUAUUGUUGCACUUGUUGCAACGUCGAUGGUAGUUUUGGUCCUUUUGCUGUUGAUUUUUUGUGCCCUGGCUAUCUAUAAAAGAAAAAGACGAGAGAGAGCUUCAAGAUCCAACUUCAAAAUAAAGAAUCGACAAUAUAACUACUCUGAGGUUGUGCGAAUAACUGAUAACUUUAAGACCAUUAUUGGAGAAGGAGGAUUUGGAAAAGUAUACCUGGGCAUUCUGAAAGAUGAAACUCAAGUUGCUGUUAAGUUGCUUUCUGCAUCAUCAAAGCAAGGCUAUAAGGAAUUUCGAGCAGAGGCACAACUCUUAAUGAUAGUUCACCACAAAAACUUGGUCUCUCUCGUUGGGUACUGUGAUGAGGGUGAAAACAAAGCACUCAUUUAUGAGUACAUGGCCAAUGGCAACCUACAACAAGGUUUAUCAGUGACCAAUACAAAUGUCUUGAAUUGGAAUCAGAGACUUCAGAUUGCGAUGGAUGCAGCACAUGGGUUGGAGUAUCUACAUAAUGGUUGCAAGCCGCCUAUAAUUCAUAGAGAUUUGAAGACAUCCAACAUCUUAUUAAAUGAAAACAUGGAAGCAAAGAUAGCUGAUUUUGGGUUGUCUAGGGCUUUUGCAACUGAAAACGACUCUCAUGUCUCCACCAAUCCUGCUGGUACUCUUGGGUAUCUUGAUCCUGAAUCUCAAACAUCUGGAAACUUAAACAAAAAAAGUGAUGUUUAUAGCUUUGGUAUCAUUUUAUUUGAACUAAUCACUGGUCGCCCAGCAAUAAUGAGAGGGCAUGAAAAAAACACUCACAUACUUGAUUGGGUUCAUCCUAUAAUUAAAAGAGGGGAUAUUGGAAGCAUAGUUGAUCCAAGGUUACAAGGAGAAUUCUACACCAAUUCUGCCUGGAAAGCUGUGGAGAUAGCUAUGUCAUGCAUACCAUCACCUGCAAUCCAAAGGCCAGACAUAAGUCAAGUAUUGGUAGAAUUAAAGGAAUGUUUGGAUCUGGAGAUAGCUCAUGGAAGAAGCCAAACACUGGGAAUUGAGGCCAAUGAGACAACUUCAAGCACUCCAUUCAUAGUGUCCUCUAUGGAGCUUCAAUCAGAUAUUGCUACCCUGGCUAGGUAGUUAUACUAAAAAAAAGGUUUGCGGUAAGUAGUUCCAUCUAUGCAAAUAUGAAAAAUUACAUAAUAAAACAUUUGUAUUUUAGAACUUCUCAUAUACUUAUUUCAUGUUUCUCACUCCUUUUUAGCUAAGUUCAAGUGAUGUAUUAUAAUAUACUUACAUUGCACCCGAUGGACAUGUAUAUUAGAUACAAUGAUGGAUAAUUUUUAUGCUGAAUGAAUUUAUCAUUAUAAUC